Clavispora lusitaniae ATCC 42720 is the source of this 840-nucleotide messenger RNA. It is a transcript of the gene PGA13, whose product is annotated as Pga13p. The record is from RefSeq and is a predicted model, not a curated record. Lineage: Eukaryota; Fungi; Ascomycota; Pichiomycetes; Serinales; Metschnikowiaceae.
AUGAAGUUUUCCACCGUCGCUAGUGCCUCUGUCGCUUCUUUCGCUGUUGCCGAUGCCUUCAAGUUGAAGGUUUCUUCUGACGACAACCUGGUUUCCGGUUUCGCCUCCAGCAUCCACGAGGGUGCUGGUAUCAACUACCUUCUCGUUGCCCCCAACGGAGACGAAUUGCUGGAAGAGGGCGGCCAAAUUACCUCCUCCGCCGUGGCUGGUCUUCCUUCUCACUUGGGUGUUCUGGCCACCUACCUUGCUCUUGGCCCAGCCAUCACCCCAGCCCUGUUCACUUUCGACAACAACGGAGAAUUGAAGGGUGACAAGCCAUUCUACGCAUGCAACAACGUCAACGACCCAUACAACUACUCGCAGAAGCUGAAGAUCAUCAUGGUCGCCGACUCUGCUCCAAACGACAGCUGUGUCGAGGUCAAGCUCUCUAAGGAUGGCGACUCUGGCUCCGGUUCCGCUGCCUCCUCUGCUGCCCCAUCUUCUGCUGCUCCUUCCGGCUGGUCCAACGCCUCUACUACCGUCUACGAGACUGUUACUGGCUACACCACCUACUGCCCAGAGUCCACUGUCGUGACCCUCACCACCUGCGAGAACCAGAAGUGUGCUCCUACCGCCGUCACUGUCACUGAGGCCACCACCCUCACUGUCACCGGCGAAUGUGUUGUGCCAGCCACCUCUGCUCCAACCUCUGCUGCUCCAGUUCCAUCCACUUUGGUUUCUUCUGCUGCUUCUUCUUCUGCUGCCCCAACCCCAAGCACGAUUACCCCAGAAAACGGUGCUCAAAAGAUGGCUGCUGGCUUUGCUGGUUUGGCCGGUGCCGCUGCUGCUCUUAUGCUCUAA